Messenger RNA from Candoia aspera, 1732 nucleotides. RefSeq names its product forkhead box L1 (gene FOXL1). The transcript has a single exon. Gene Ontology annotation, biological process: regulation of transcription by RNA polymerase II; anatomical structure morphogenesis; cell differentiation. Gene Ontology annotation, molecular function: DNA-binding transcription factor activity, RNA polymerase II-specific; RNA polymerase II cis-regulatory region sequence-specific DNA binding. The coding region runs from base 421 to 1587 and encodes 388 amino acids. The record is from RefSeq and is a predicted model, not a curated record. Lineage: Eukaryota; Metazoa; Chordata; Lepidosauria; Squamata; Candoiidae.
CGCGCCGAGCCACGUGGAAGGGCUGCAGCCUUCGCAGGGAAACGUUAAUUAAUGUGGGUGGGCUGAGCGCGCUCCGCGGCUGUUUAUCGGAGCCCAUUUCUUUUCCAGCGCUAAGUCAACACAGAAUCGCAAACUUACAACAAGCAUUUCGCGUUUCCUCCACCCCCUUCUUCUUCUUCUUCUUCUUCUUCUUCCUCCUCUUUUUCUUCUCCUUUUUUUUUUUUCCUCCCCGCUUUUGGGGAAAAAAAAAGCGCGCUAUGAAGCUGGGGCAGAGGGAGAGCCGGCGCGAGAGAAGCGAGGACGCGCGGUCGCCAGCGUCCCCAGCGCAGGCAGCUCCGGGGAGGCGCGGGGAGGUCCCCCCUUUCCUCGGCCUUAGCUCGCGCGCGCCCGAGCCGAAGCCGGAGUGACUCCGGAUCUGCCAUGAGCCAGCUCUACCCCAGCCAGCUCCCUGCCCCGAUGGUUUACCUCUACGGGGCCGAGAGGGGAGCCCUGUCGGGAGCGCUAGGCUUCGCCCCGGCGGCGGCGGUGCUCCCCAGGCAGGACUCUCCGCAGAAGCCGCCCUACAGCUACAUCGCGCUGAUCGCCAUGGCCAUCCAGCAGGCGCCGGAGCAGAAGGCGACGCUCAACGGCAUCUACCAGUUCAUCAUGGAGCGCUUCCCCUUCUACCGGGAGAACAAGCAGGGCUGGCAGAACAGCAUCCGCCACAACCUCUCCCUCAACGACUGCUUCGUCAAGGUGCCCCGCGAGAAGGGCCGCCCGGGCAAGGGCAGCUACUGGACGCUGGACCCGCGCUGCACCGACAUGUUCGAGCGCGGCAACUACCGGCGCAGGAAGAGGAAAGCCCGCGGCGGCCCGCAGGCAGCGGACGGGACUGGGCCCGACCGGGAGGGCGCCUCUUGGGAAGCCCCCAGGAGGCGCCUCCCGAGCCCCCGCCGCCAGCAGCGCCCCCGCCUCCCCCUCCAGCCCGGCGAAGAGGAGGAGCUGCGGCCGAGCCCCGGCAGCCGGGGGGAGGAGGAGGAGGAGGAGGAGGAAGGCGGCGAGGAGCGGGACGCGCGGGUCCCGCUGGUGGCAGCGGCGGCUGGAGGGCGAGCCCCCAAGCCAGGCCCCGCCGAACUGCCCCUCCGGGGGUCCCCAGCUGGUCUCUCCUCGCCGCGCCCCACCGCGUCCCCCGCGGAGGAGGACCAGGGCCCCUGCCUCGGAGAGGGCACCGCCGCGCGCUUCUGGGCACCCUCGGCGGCCAGGCUUCUCCAGAGCCCCGGGGCGCCCCCGCGGGCUGCGGCCCCCGCGGGCAACCGGGCCGACCCGGGAGCCGCGAGGAGCUCGGCCAAGCCUCGCAGCUUCAGCAUCGAGAGCAUCCUGGCGAGGAAAGGGCGGGCGGCGCCGGCCAAAGGCGAGCCCAGAGCGGGCGCCUCCAAACUGGAGCAGUUGGUGGGCAGCUGCGCGCCGUCCGGGAGCAGCGAAGCGCGCCCGGCUUUCGACGCCUCCCUGGGGCUGGAUUCCCAUCUUCAAGGCCGGUUCUACCAGCUGGGGAUCCCCUUCCUGUCCUACCUGCCGCUCCGCUUUCCGGAGACGGUCUUCCAUUUCUAGAGCGCAGCAGCUCCGAGCGCUGGGCCGGGCGCGCCUGGGCGCGGCCAUGCGGGGCACCCCGCCUAGGGAGGUCCGUCUUUCCCGGAGUCCGCUGGAAGCGGGGUUCCCACGCGCAAGCCCAACCCGAAUCAGCAGCCCGGCCGGC